AUGACCAUAUAUAAUCUUUACAUUUUCGAUCGACACUGCCAAUGCAUUUACUUUCAAAAAUGGACUCAUAAUAAUAAAACAUCUAAUAAUACAAAUUUUUCUUCGUCUAAUAGUAAUGCAAAUAGUCAGCUUGGUCAUUCUGGCCACCGUUUAGGUGGUUUAACUACUUCAUCUUCUCGAUUUUCUAUGUCCAGUGCAACUUCUUCCCUUACUGAUCAUAAUUCAACAAAUAAUUUGACGCGUAAUGGUGAAGACAAUAGUCAGCUUCAAACUAGUAUUACACAGCAAAGUGGUUUAGCUGCUGGUAGUGUUAUUUCUAUUGAAGAGGAAGCUAAAUUAGUUUAUGGUGUUAUUUUAUCUUUACGUAAUUUUGUUCGCAAAUUAAGUGGAAGUCAAGACGGAUUUAUUUCUUAUAAAACUUCAACCUAUCGUUUACAUUAUUACGAGACACCAACAGGUCUUAAAUUUGUUAUGAAUUCUGACCCAAAUACAGAAAAUUUAAGAAUUGUUCUCAAACAAAUCUAUAUUCAACUUUAUGUUGAAUUUGUAGUUAAAAAUGGUUUAAUGCGAUUCACCGAUACCCGUUGGGAAGUUAGUCAGGGAUUUUUACAGAAUGCUCAAUCAACAACAAACACACAAGAUGAAAUUACAACAAAUACUACACAUACUUCUUCAAGUACUUCACCCUCACCACCUGGCAAUAUCUCUAAUGAAUUAUUUAGAAUUGCUGUAGACCGUUUUAUUCGUAGUUUAAGAUCAUUUGAAUAA
Messenger RNA from Cokeromyces recurvatus, 768 nucleotides. Its product is annotated as Sybindin-like family-domain-containing protein. Gene Ontology annotation, biological process: endoplasmic reticulum to Golgi vesicle-mediated transport. Gene Ontology annotation, cellular component: TRAPP complex. NCBI's taxonomy places the organism in Eukaryota, Fungi, Mucoromycota, Mucoromycetes, Mucorales, Mucoraceae. The transcript has 2 exons. The coding region runs from base 1 to 768 and encodes 255 amino acids. The record is from RefSeq and is a predicted model, not a curated record.